Molecule: messenger RNA, 2779 nt
Organism: Hippopotamus amphibius kiboko
Lineage: Eukaryota; Metazoa; Chordata; Mammalia; Artiodactyla; Hippopotamidae
Gene: ACSL5
Product: acyl-CoA synthetase long chain family member 5
Exons: 24
Coding region: 454-2505 (683 amino acids)
Biological process (GO): long-chain fatty acid metabolic process
Cellular component (GO): endoplasmic reticulum; membrane; mitochondrion
Molecular function (GO): arachidonate-CoA ligase activity
Source: RefSeq, a predicted model, not a curated record
UGUGUCCAAUCCAGAGUUCUCUUUGACCUCACGGAGACCUCUCCACUCCGCAGGACUCUCCCUGACAUACAUGACUGUCCCGGCCCCUGCCAGUGCCAGGCCCACCCCCCGUGUGAGACGUUCUACAUUCUGGUCGCUGCGGACCAUCCCUGACAUCCAGAUUGCCUUUUCCUGAGAAUCUUCGAGCCUGGAUGAAUGUGCGUGUUCCUCUUUGCAGCCUCAGAUCCAGUACAGUGUUGGGCCAGUUCAAAGGUUCCGGGAGAGCUGGUUAGCCACUCUCGGGACAGUAUGCAUUGACUUCAGGUGUGGUCCCGACUCAAGAGCUGAGGAAAGGGCAGAGGUGCCUGAAUGUGGUGCUGAACCAGUACAGCCAGCUGUGAGGGGCUCAUUUCCUGGACCCCGGAAGUGAGAGUAUUCUUACAAGGCCUGAAUUUCCUGCUGCUGUUCACAAAGAUGCUGUUUAUCUUUAACUUCUUGUUUUCCCCACUUCCAACCCCGGCACUGAUCUGUAUCCUGACCUUUGGAGCUGCCAUCUUCCUGUGGCUGAUUAACAGACCUCAGCCCAUGUUGCCUCUUGUUGAUCUGAGCAAGCAGUCAGUGGGACUCGAGGGAGGAGCACGGAAAGGUCCUUGCCAGAAGGGCAAUGACCUAACACGUUACUACUUCUCAGAUGCCAAGACUAUGUAUGAAGUUUUCCAAAGAGGACUUGCUGUGUCUGACAAUGGACCUUGCUUGGGAUAUAGAAAACCAAACCAGCCCUACAGAUGGCUGUCCUACAAACAGGUGUCUGAUCGAGCAGAGUACCUGGGCUCCUGUGUCUUGCAUAAAGAACAUAAACCACCACAAGAGCACUUUGUUGGCAUCUUUGCUCAGAAUAGGCCAGAGUGGGUCAUCUCUGAAUUUGCUUGUUACACAUACUCCAUGAUAGCUGUCCCCCUGUAUGACACCUUGGGAGAAGAUGCCGUCAUAUACAUUGUCAACAAGGCUGAUAUCACCACGGUGAUCUGUGAUACGCCCCAAAAGGCAUUGGUCCUGAUUAAGAAUGUGGAAAAGGGACUCACCCCGGGCCUGAAACGUAUCAUCCUCAUGGAUCCCUUUGAGGAUGACCUGAAGAAGAGGGGGGAGAAAUGUGGACUUGAGAUCUUAUCCCUGUUUGAUGCUGAGAAUAUAGGCAAAGAGAACUUCAGAAAACCCAUGCCUCCUGCACCAGAAGACCUGAGCAUCAUCUGCUUCACCAGUGGGACCACAGGUGACCCCAAAGGAGCCAUGUUAACCCAUGAAAAUAUCAUUUCAAAUGCUGCUGCUGUUCUCAAACAUAUAGAGUAUACUUUUGAGCUCAACCCUGAGGACGUGACCAUAUCCUACCUCCCCUUGGCUCAUAUGUUUGAGAGGAUUGUACAGGCUAUUGUGUAUUCUUGUGGAGCCAGAGUUGGAUUCUUCCAAGGAGAUAUUCGGCUGCUGCCUGAUGACAUGAAGACCCUGAAGCCCACAAUCUUUCCCACGGUGCCUCGACUCGUUAACAGGGUCUAUGAUAAGGUACACAAUGAAGCCAAGACACCCUUGAAGAAGUUCUUGUUGAACUUGGCUGUUGCCUGUAAAUUCAGUGAAGUGAAAAAGGGUAUCAUCAGACGCAACAGUCUCUGGGACAAGCUCAUCUUUGCAAAGAUCCAGGAAAGCCUGGGCGGGAAGGUUCGUUUCAUGGUCACCGGAGCUGCCCCCAUCUCCUCUCCUGUCUUGUUGUUCCUCCGGGCAGCAAUGGGAUGUCCGGUGUUAGAAGCUUAUGGUCAAACAGAAUGCACUGCUGGCUGUACAAUUACAUCACUUGGGGAUUGGAAAUCAGGCCACGUUGGAGUCCCCCUAGCUUGCAAUCAUGUGAAGCUGGAAGAUGUGGCUGAUAUGAACUACUUUGCAGUGAACAAUGAAGGAGAGAUCUGCAUCAGGGGCACCAAUGUGUUCAAGGGGUACCUGAAGGACCAGGAGAAGACAGAUGAAGCCUUGGACAAGGACGGCUGGCUGCACACAGGAGAUAUUGGUCGCUGGCUCCCGAAUGGAACUCUGAAGGUCAUUGACCGAAAAAAGAACAUUUUCAAGCUGGCCCAAGGAGAAUACAUUGCUCCAGAGAAGAUAGAAAACAUCUACAUCAGGAGUAGCCUGGUUUCACAAAUUUUUGUACAUGGGGAAAGCUUACGGUCAAUCCUAGUGGGAGUGGUGAUUCCUGACCCUGAUGUGCUUCCCUCAUUUGCAGCCAAACUCGGGGUGAAGGGUUCUUUUGAAGAACUGUGCCAAAACCAAGUUAUAAAGAAAGAAAUUUUAAAAGACUUGCAGCAAAUUGGGAUGGCAGGUGGCCUUAAAUCCUUUGAACAGGUCAAAUGCAUCUACCUUCACUCAGAGCCAUUUUCCACUGAAAACGGGCUCUUGACACCAACCUUGAAAGCAAAGCGGGGAGAGCUUGCCAAGUACUUUCGGACUCAAAUCAACAGUCUGUAUGAGAAUAUCCAGGAGUAGGUUAAGUUUGCUGCUGAGCUGGAAGCUGUAGGGGAAGGAGCUGAAACUCAUGUCAAGUGCACUUUUCCAGUAAACAAAGCAAAGCACUGAGUAACAACCUCCUGAACUGGGAAUAAAGACCUGUGCGCCAGCAUGAAGCCUGCACGACAGGUUUAUCUUCUGGGAAGGACCCGACUGAUCUUUCCUCCCCGACUCUAGUUCCUGCUGUACCUCACCACCCUUCAACACGUGCUGCUUCCACUUGUAAAUGUAAAGUGUUCAGAAUAAACUCUUG